Messenger RNA from Clupea harengus (Atlantic herring), 3574 nucleotides. Its product is annotated as NACHT, LRR and PYD domains-containing protein 12-like. Bases 20 to 3574 code for a protein of 1184 amino acids. The transcript has 15 exons. The record is from RefSeq and is a predicted model, not a curated record. Gene Ontology annotation, molecular function: protein binding. Lineage: Eukaryota; Metazoa; Chordata; Actinopteri; Clupeiformes; Clupeidae.
UUGGUGCUCUGCCGCCACGAUGAGUCAACAUGGAGACUCCAAAGACCGGACUCACCAGAUGGCUACACGCCCCUCACAUGAGGUAAGGCCUGACUCUCCUGCACCCAGCUGUGUGUCCAUGAAGAGUGACCAGUCAAUGCAUCGGCCAAUCGACCUCAAAGAGAGGGAAAGGUCCCCUACUAUUGGCCCCUCACAUAAGGUAAGGCCUGACUCUCCUGCACCCAGCUGUGUGUCCAUGAAGAGUGACCAGUCAAUGCAUCGGCCAAUCGACCUCAAAGAGAGGGGAACGUCCCCUACUAUUGGCCCCUCACAUAAGGUAAGGCCUGACUCUCCUGCACCCAGCUGUGUGUCCAUGAAGAGUGACCAGUCAAUGCAUCGGCCAAUCGACCUCAAAGAGAGGGAAAGGUCCCCUACUAUUGGCCCCUCACAUGAGGCAAGGCCAGACUCUCCUGCACCCAGCUGUGUGUCCAUGAAGAGUGACCAGUCAAUGCAUCGGCCAAUCGACCUCAAAGAGAGGGGAACGUCCCCUACUAUUGGCUCGUCACGUGAGGAGACCCCAGAGUCUCCAGCAUCCAGUCAUGCGUCCAUGACGACGGCCUGGCCAAUGGGGUCGCCAACCAAAAGAAAGAGGGACAGCUCGUCACGUGAGGAGACCCCAGAGUCUCCAGCAUCCAGAUAUGCGUCCAUGACGACGGCCUGGCCAAUGGGGUCGCCAACCAAAAGAAAGAGGGACAGUUCAUCUCAAGAGGACAGACCAGACUCUCAUGUGUCCAUGUGGAGUAGCAGGUCAAUGGAGCAGCCCACUCACCUGAGACAGAGCACCCAACAACAAAGACCCGAGUUGCAUGAUGAGCUGUCAUCUGUACUCAGGGAGGUUGAAUGUAAAGCGAAGGAGUUCUUGACCAAUGAGCUGAAGAGACUCACGAGUAACCUGACAAAUGAUUACCCAGAAUCCCCUUGUAGUGAGGAGGAUGAGGAGCACCAGAGAGAAGCCAGAGAUGGAGCUCUGAAAAUUGCAGUGCACAUCCUGAGGAACAUGAACCAGGAGGUCCUCGCUCAGCAGCUGGAGAAAUAUGGACUGGUUCCCAGAUGUCAAAACCACCUGAAAGGCCGACUUAAGGAGAAGUUCCAGAAAGUAUUUGAGGGAGUUGCAAAGCAGGGUCAACCUGCCCUUUUGGAAGAUAUUUACACAGAGCUCUACAUCAUGGAGGGGGAAAGUGUAGAGGUCAAUACUGAACAUGAGGUCAGACAGAUUGAGAUGGCAUCCAGGAGACAAAUAACAAAGAGGGAAACACCAAUCAAAUGUACUGACAUCUUCAAGCCCUUACCUGGACAAGACAACCCCAUCAGAACUGUGCUGACAAAGGGAGUUGCUGGCAUUGGAAAAACAGUCUCUGUGCAGAAAUUCAUUCUGGACUGGGCUGAAGAAAAAGCCAAUCAGGAUGUCACUUUCAUUCUGCCACUUCCUUUCCGGGAGCUGAACGUGAUCAAGGAUAAAACGUUGAGUCUUAUGAACGUCAUCCAUCUCUUCUUUCCAGAACUGAAAAGAUUAACCUUUUCUGAUGAAGACAAAAGCAAAAUAGUUUUCAUACUCGAUGGUCUUGAUGAAAGCCGACUUCCUUUGCAUUUCCAAACCAAUGACUACAUCUGUGAUGUAACAGAACCUGCAUCAGUGGAUGUCCUUCUCACAAACCUCAUCAAGGGGAAUCUACUUCCCACUGUUCUUGUGUGGAUCACCUCCCGACCAUCAGCAGCCAAUCAAAUCCCUUCUGAGUGUGUUGACCAGGUGACAGAAGUCCGGGGUUUCAAUGACCCACAGAAGGAGGAGUACUUCAUGAAGAGAAUCACAAAAGAGAAACUGGCAAUCAGAAUCAUCACACACCUAAAGUCAUCCAGGACCCUCUACAUCAUGUGUCACAUUCCAGUCUUCUGUUGGAUGUCAUCCACUGUUCUGGAGUACAUCCUGACUGAAGCAGAGAGUGGAGAGAUUCCAAAGUCUUUGACUCAGAUGUACACACACUUCCUCAUCAUACAAACCAGACACAUUAGUCUGAAGUAUGGAAACCGUGAUGCGGAUGCACUCCCGGAGACCCUUCUAUCCCUGGGCAAACUGGCUUUUCAGCAGCUGGAGAAGGGCAAUGUGAUCUUCUAUGAGGAGGACCUGAGAGAGUGUGGCAUUGAUGUCACAGAAGCAUCAGUGUACUCAGGGGUGUGCACCCAGAUCUUCAGAGAGGAGGCUGGACUGUACCAGGGGAAAGUGUUCUGCUUUGUUCAUCUCAGCAUCCAGGAAUAUUUGGCAUCACUUUAUGUGUUUGUCUGUUUCAACCGCAGAGAGACAAAUGCACCUGAUCACAGUCACGCCGCUCUACUUUCGGUUCUGUUUGGAUCUACGACAGUUCAAGACCUGCAGAAGACUGCUGUGGACCUGGCCUUACAGAGUCCAACUGGACACUGGGACCUCUUUGUUCGCUUUCUUCUGGGCCUCUCAGUGGAGUCCAGUCAGAAUCUCUUGCGUGACUUGCUGCCAAAUACAGUCUGCUCACCAAGCAGCACAGAAGGAACAGUCACGUGCAUCAAGCAGAAGAUCAGAGAAGCCCCCAACCCAGAGAGAUGCAUCAACCUGUUCCACUGUCUGAGUGAACUGAAUGACAACUCUCUGGUGGAGGAGGUCCAACGAUACCUCCAGAUGGGGAAGGGAUCCAGAGGGAAUCUCUCUCUUUCCCAGCUGUCAGCUCUGGCCUUUGCGCUACUGAUGUCAGAACAGGAUCUGAUGCAGUUUAAACUGAAGGAUUAUGGGGGACGUGGUUCACCUGCCAGAUCAGAUGCAGGUCUGCUGAGGAUGCUGCCAGUAGUCAAAGCAUCAACAAAAGCUGUGCUACAUAGCUGUAACCUGACAGAGAGCAGCUGGGUCGCUUUAGCUUCAGUUCUCAGGGCAAAGUCUUGCUGUGUGAAGGAUCUGAAUUUGAGUGGAAACAAAGUGCUUGACUCAGGAGUCGAGCUGCUUUGUACCGGCCUGGAGCAUCCAAACUGCAGACUGGAGAGACUGGAGCUGUGGGCAUGUGACCUCACAGAGAACAGCUGUGCUGCUUUAUCUUCAGCUCUCAGCUCAAACUCUUCCAGCCUGAGAGAUCUGAACCUGAAUGGGAAUGAGCUGCAGGACUCAGGAGUGGAGCUGCUUUCUACUGGUCUAAAACAUCCAAACUGCAAGCUGGAGAUACUGGAGCUGUGGGAAUGUAAGCUGAGCGAGAGCAGCUGUGCCUUUCUGGCCUCAGCUCUCUGCUGCAAGUCCACCAGUCUGCGAAAGCUCAACCUCAAGAACAACAAGCUGAGGGAUGCAGGAGUCAAGCAGCUGUACUUUGCUCUGGCGCAUCCAAACUGUAAACUGGAGACACUAGAACUGCAGGGCUGUAGACUCACUCAGGAGAGCUGUGCAUCCCUGGCCUCAGUGCUGCUCUCAGACACCUCCAGUCUGAAGACGCUGAUUCUCAAUGCCAACAACCUGCUGGACUCAGGAGUGGAGAUGCUGUCUGCUGCUCUAGGGCAUCCACACUGCAAACUGGAGAAACUUAAGUAA